AUGCGAAUACGAGCUUUUCUCCUUGCCACACAGUUCUGGUGCUAUUCAGUCACCGCACUCUCCUUUGGAAACGAUUUCAACGGCACUAUCCCCUCGAUUCUCGGCAUCACGAACUUUUCCUAUCCUGCCGCUUCUAGCAACAUUGGUUUCGGCUACGCAGACGGCGUGGUGAACACUGACUACCACCAGCCCUGGCCCCUCGUCAAAAUGUACAAAUCAAGCGUGCACCUAAUCCGCUACUGCUACGCCGACCAAGCUUCCAAAGACGCGCUCCAUUGUUCCUGGCCCGCGGCAGAAAACCUUUGGCAAGAUGCCCUCGGCGGCAAGCCGAGUAAAGAGACGGGCUACAAUCUCCACUUCGUGCAAGCUUGGGCCGCUGGAGAAACCCAAUUCUGUUAUGCGGAAGGCACUUACGACCCGAAGACAGCUCAGGGCACGUGGAAUUGGAAGCUGCACAAUCGGCAGGAUGCGCUUGUAGUGGCAUAUCGGCCUGUCGAUGAGAAGGGCAACAAGCCUGCGACCUCAGCAAGUUUGGGAUAUACGCCUGAAAGCGCCUUGUUUCCGUGGCAGAGUCGCCAGGCGAGGCAUUACAUUCAGAUUAGCGACAAGGACGACGAGGUCAGGAUCGCGCAUGAGCUGGGCCAUGUCUUGGGACUUUUGCACGAACACCAACGCUCUGAUCGAGACACGGUAAUCGAAUACCGCCCCGAGAACAUCGCUGGUUACACCGAAGCCCUUGCCGCCGCCAUCAAAGACAAAGUCCCCGAAGCCGAAGCCCGCCAAAAGCUCCGCGACGACGUCCCAUUCUGCCAGAAAUACAAUUUCCGCGGCUCCGCAUACGUGAAAAACGCAGACCAGCCCGGCCCCAUCAUCGGCGACCACGCCCAGGGGCCUCUAGAUUUUGACUUCGACUCCAUCAUGAUCUACCCGUCCGACGCGCAGACCGACACCGCCGCCUGCCGCGCCGACCUUGCUCACUGUCCCAUUGUACGCCGUGCGGGAACGAGCAGCGACGGAAAGUCGAAGUUUGAGUAUAUUGCUGCGAAGGGAAAGCCGAGUGCGAAGGAUGUCGAGUUUGUGCGGAAGCAUUAUGCAUGGCGGGAGGAGGAGGUGAGCCAGCGGAGGAAGAGGAGCUCGAGGGAGGUUGGGGAGGUGAAAGUACAAAUCAAGAUUAGACGAUCGAAUUCGGAGGUACAGCGCGGAAUGGGUGGCUAG
Messenger RNA from Paraphaeosphaeria sporulosa, 1215 nucleotides. RefSeq lists its product as uncharacterized. Gene Ontology annotation, biological process: proteolysis. The record is from RefSeq and is a predicted model, not a curated record. Gene Ontology annotation, molecular function: metalloendopeptidase activity. NCBI's taxonomy places the organism in Eukaryota, Fungi, Ascomycota, Dothideomycetes, Pleosporales, Didymosphaeriaceae. The transcript is spliced from 4 exons. Bases 1 to 1215 code for a protein of 404 amino acids.